Messenger RNA from Penaeus vannamei (Pacific white shrimp), 2161 nucleotides. The record is from RefSeq and is a predicted model, not a curated record. NCBI's taxonomy places the organism in Eukaryota, Metazoa, Arthropoda, Malacostraca, Decapoda, Penaeidae.
GAGGCGGAGGCGGCGGUGGCGGAGGAGGCGAGGAAGAACCCGACGGAGGCGGGGACGGCGUCUGCGGCGGGGAGCCAACCAACGUGUGGUACCCGCGCGUCGUGCUGCGCCCCAAGACUUACCUCUGCCCCUUCUGUGAUAAGUGCUUCACCAACCGCCAGAGCAGGUCGCGCCACGUCCACCAGAAGCACGCGGCGGGCCUGGCGGGCACCUGCGCGGUUUGCGGCCAUGUUUAUACCAACCUCCAAACCCGUGUGCUCACACGCGUGUUCACUCACGCAAGAUACAACCAUAGCCUCUCACGCCCUUCUGCCGGCCUGCUGCCUGGCACACUUCGAGGCGGCGCGACGCCCCUCGCACGCCCCUCCCCCAGACUUCCCUCGUCCUCCUGCCUGCGCGCGAGGGGAAGCCACGGCCGCGCGGGCGUCCUCUUCGUGCGUCCCAAGGCUGUGGGAAACACAGGUGUAACACUGACUCUAAGUUAAGCAGCAUAAUCUUUGAGGCAGACAGUGACCUGCCCCGCCCCCCUCUGGUGAUAGCUGCAGGUGGAGAGGGCUAGGCCUCUCCCCUUCCCGUGGUAGCGAGGGGGUGAGGGCUGCGGACGUGGAAGUGUAAGGGUGCAGGCUAGGCUCACCCUUUAGGCCCUGACGCGUGUAGGCGCCACCCUGCUCAUUCUUGUAAGCUCCCUCACGGCCCGCCUAACACAUGUGACUAAGCUUGUGCUCAUAUGGUAGGGCGCUGAUGAUUCUCAGUAGGCCUAGAUCAGUGCCAAGUUAGAGUUAGAGUUCUUUACAAAUCUCUGUAGAAAUGAUUGAUAUUACAUUUUCAUGUAUGGUUGUUUUAUGUAAAUAUAUUUUGUUCCAUCUAUUGUAUAUAUGCACUGUUUUCAUAUGAAUAAAACUGGAACUGGUUGUAUUUGUUUCGAAAAUAUUUGUUUUGAUCUUUCCAACUCUUUGAGACCUUGGAAUACAAAAGAUGAGCGUGAUGUGGCAUAGCACUGUGUUGCCAGGACGUAACACACGUCGGGCAAGGCUGCAGUGGAGUGACGGCAUCCUGGUCGGUGAGCUGCGUCUGCGUAGGUACAGAUGUGUCCGCCUUGAUGGCAAUCGCUAAUGCGGUGCAGGCGACGGCGCCGUCGGAUCGCCCCAUCAAGUGCCCAUUGUGCCAGAGCAUCAUCAAGCAGGCACGCAAUCUCCGGCGCCAUGUGUUCAAGCGGCACUUGCCCGCCGCCAAGCGAGGUGAGAUCACGGAGGCGGACGUGAAGAACGUGCUGGAGCGCAAGUUGAAGGCCAUCACUGUCACGCCGCUCACGGAGGAGGAGCUGCGGGCGGUGCAACAGCGGACCCGUCGCAAAGGCAUGAAGACACCCCGCAAGAAGAAGGGCGUCGCCUCCUUGCCGGACGGUGUCAAUGGGUCGAACAUUAAUGAAUCAGAGGUGACAAUACGCAAGCUUCCCCAAAAGAAAGACAAAAAGGAUAAGGUAGGAGGGAUAACAGGCUUGUCUAGCACAUCCACUAACUUAACCGGAGAAACCAGUCGCGAGGGCCGAGAGGACAUCUUGCAGGAGGCUCUGGCCGCAAGGGACAAAGAUAUAGCUCCUCAAGAUGAGGUCAUGGACUUGGCUACGACCCAGCAGCAGUUGCCCCCCAUCUCGGUGGUCGUGUCUCACAGUGGCCAUUCUGGGGUGCAGGUAGGAACCCAGCCCAUGUCUCUCACUGUGACACAGACUGCAGGGGGCGUUCAUGCCAGGAUACCCGCCGAAGCAGCACUGGGAGCAGGGGUACGCUUGCAGGCUGACUCCCCAUUGCCUCUCCACCGUGACCUUCCCACGAUGCCGCCGAUGGCAUUUGAACCACAGGUCACCAUCAGUGAAGGUAUGGUGACUUAUCACACCACCUCCCCCUCCCAAGUUCUGACCCAGACCACUUCUUCCUCCCCGUCGGCGUCGGGUUAUACUCCAGCCUCGUAUUGGUCCCCUCCAGGAGUCGCAGGCCUUCCAGCAGGUACUUUCCAGCCUCACGCAGAGUGUGUUCGCUCCAGCGCACUCGGAGUACUUCGCUGCGGGCGUGCACAUGGCACGGCCUGCCUCGCUCGAGCGCAUGCAGCAGCACCGACGCAAACCCUACCAGUGAAAGUUUCCUUGUCUUUGUUUCGGUACUAG